Molecule: messenger RNA, 1382 nt
Organism: Paramacrobiotus metropolitanus
Lineage: Eukaryota; Metazoa; Tardigrada; Eutardigrada; Parachela; Macrobiotidae
Product: gamma-glutamyl hydrolase-like
Exons: 9
Coding region: 191-1195 (334 amino acids)
Biological process (GO): tetrahydrofolylpolyglutamate metabolic process
Cellular component (GO): vacuole
Molecular function (GO): gamma-glutamyl-peptidase activity
Source: RefSeq, a predicted model, not a curated record
CCGCCGAACACUUUGUUAAGUUUCCCGGAUGUCGGUUUUCGUGAAACGGAAAACUUUUAUUCCGACCGGUCAUUUUGCUUAAAGCAGAACGGGUUCCGUGUAGAAUCCCGGACCACUUCUAAGCAAGCUGUCUGUGGUUUUCUCGGCCGUCGAAAUUCGGGAGUUUACUUCCGGUUGGUUAAAGUUAACCAUGUUUCUAAAAAUUGGUCAGCGUCCAUAUUCAAAUAUUGCGGAAGUAAUCGCUAUUGUCGCGAUAGUUCUUAUUACUAUCUUACAUCGAGGUCAUGCAGAUGUCACUCCCGACGAAAGAUCCGCUGUAUCCCAAGCAUCCCGUGACGCUCCUGUUAUCGGAAUAUUGGCCGAAUCGGUUGUUUCGAAGAAGAUGCAGUCGACACUGGGCGUGAAGCGGACAGCGUCCUUUAUAGCGGCAUCCUACGUGAAAUGGGCGGAAACGGCAGGAGCGCGCGUUGUGCCAAUACUACUAAAUCAACCUGAGAGCUAUUAUGCAAAUCUCAUGAGCAAAAUCAAUGGGGUGAUAUUCCCGGGAGGAGCGGUUUCGUUGAGCCGGGGAGGAUAUGCAACAGCUGGUCGAACAAUUUUUGAACUUGCAGAAAAGAUGAACCAACUGGCAACAUAUUUCCCGAUUUGGGGAACAUGCUUGGGAUUUGAGCUGCUGACGGUGGUAAUGGCCAAUCGCAAUGUGCUGGCGUCGUGCAGCGCAAAGAAACUCCAUCUUCCAAUAAGUUUUCAGAGUGGUUAUGAGACCUCAAAAAUAUUUUCGGCUGCUCCUAAGGAAAUCAUCAGCAUGCUGGCAAAUGAACCCAUAACGGUCAACAGCCACCAUAAAUGUCUCACGCCGACUAACAUGACCCUUUCCGGUUUGAGCUCCCGUCUGAGAAAUUUGGGUAAUUCGGUUUCGCGAGACGGAAUUGUCUUCUCAGCGGUAUUUGAAGAUAUGCGGUAUCCUUUCUAUGGCGUCCAGUUUCAUCCGGAAAAGCCGGGAUUUGAGCCUGGUUCCUAUUCCACCCAUGCUGUACAGGCUGGCAACUAUUUUGGCACAUUUUUCGUUAACGAAGCAAGAAAAAACGGACAACGCUUUGCGAGCAAGCAAGAGGAAAAUGCAUUUUCCAUUCACAACUGGGCACCAACACCGGCACCGGGAACCGUGUAUCAUGAAAUCUAUUUAUUUCGGUAGCCAAAACAAAAUGCAAUUCUGCGUUAGUUAAACCUGUGCUUUUGUAUUGCUUCCUUACUGUAAGCAGGCAUAAAUUUGCUGCUUACAGAGAGAAAUUUGUCGCUAUCACAGCCACUAUUUUUUUCCGGCCAUUAAGUACAGAACGUCUGAUUUUUAAAAAUAACAGAAAACCAUCGACGAAUAAAUA